This is a messenger RNA of Diaporthe batatas, 1587 nucleotides long. RefSeq lists its product as uncharacterized. Gene Ontology annotation, cellular component: membrane. The record is from RefSeq and is a predicted model, not a curated record. Gene Ontology annotation, molecular function: transmembrane transporter activity. The transcript has 4 exons. Bases 1 to 1587 code for a protein of 528 amino acids. Gene Ontology annotation, biological process: transmembrane transport. Lineage: Eukaryota; Fungi; Ascomycota; Sordariomycetes; Diaporthales; Diaporthaceae.
AUGGCUGCAGCGGACUCCAAGAACACCGCCGAUGCGAUUACUGCCGCCCCUGAGAUACAGAGGGACCACGAUCGAGCAGCCGACUUCCUUGCCAGUCAUGAGGACACUUCAUUCACCGUCGAGGAGGAGAAGGCCGUGCUGCGCAAGAUCGAUAUGCGUGUCUUGGUCCUGCUCCUGUGGGCCUAUUUCUUCCAGCAGCUUGACAAGAGCACCCUAAGCGUCUUCGGAAUUGUUGACGAUGCUCACCUCGUCGGCAAGCAGUAUUCAUGGCUCGGCUCCAUUCUUUACCUCGCGCAGCUCAUAAUGCAGCCGACUGCUGCUGUACUUCUCGUCAAGUUUCCUAACGGGAAGGUUAUCGCGUCUGCUGUCUUUCUGUGGGGCUCAGCGCUUUGUCUCAUGUCUGCCUGCAAAAACUUCGCAUCUUUACUGGGCUUGCGAUUCGUCCUUGGAACCUUCGAGGCCAUGAUAGCCCCUUGCUGCGUAGCCAUCACCCAGAUGUGGUGGCGACGAGGCGAGCAGACCCUGAGGACAAGCUACUGGAACGCAAUGAACGGCGUGACGAGCAUCAUCGGGAGCCUGUUCACAUAUGGCCUGGGCCACAUCGAGAGCAAGACCAUGUUCAAGUACCAGAUCAUUUUCUUGUUUUGCGGGCUGCUGACCGUCGCCUACUCCAUCGUUGUGUUCUGCCUCAUGCCGGACUCGCCUAUGGAGACCAAGUUCCUCUCGGAGAGGGAGAAGGUCAUCGCUACCGAGCGCCUGCGGGCAAACCAGAUGGGAGUCGCCUCGAGGACCUGGCGGUGGGACCACGUCUGGGAGACCGCCCGUGAUCUCAAGACGUGGUGCUGGUUCAUCGCCAUCCUCGCGAUCUCCAUAUCGAGCGGCGGGAUCACGACAUUCGGCAGCCUCAUUGUGAAAUCUUUCGGGUACACGAGCUUCCAGACCAUCCUAUUCAACAUCCCGUUCGGGGCGAUCCAGGUUAUUGCUAUCAUCGGGACUGGCUGGAUCGCGCAGAGAAUCCAGAGGAAGGGGCUGGUUAUCGCAGCCACAUCUGUGCUGCCUACGAUCGGAACUGUCAUUCUUCUCACCGUUCCGAGGCACCAGAAGGGUGUUCUGCUCUUUGGCUACUACCUUGUAUCCUGUCUUGCUGCCAUCACCCCAAUGCUCUUCAAUUGGCAGGCUGUCAACUCUGGCGGCGACACCAAGAAGAAGUGCACUUCCGCCGUGGUGUUCAUCGGAAUGUGCGCCGGAAAUGUCAUCGGGCCUCUCCUCUACUCCACGGACCAGGCUCCUCUGUACCGCACCGGCUUGAUUUCCAACCUCAUCAUGUUUGUCCUGGUUGGUGUGAUCGCCGCCCUGAUCCCGUUCUAUCUCAUGUACCUGAACAAGCUCCAUGCCAAGCGUCGCGAAGAGCUCGGAAAGAGUGCCAUCAUCAUCGACGAGUCCAUGAUCAGCAAGGACAAGAUGCAAGCGAGCAAGGCUGUCGAGGUUGAGGACGCGCAGAUCCCGCAGCACAGGACCUUGGCUGAAGAUAGGGGUCUCCUUGACUUGACCGACCUCAACAAUGAGGAUUUCGUGUAUGUCUACUGA